This is a messenger RNA of Coffea eugenioides, 1295 nucleotides long. Its product is annotated as CMP-sialic acid transporter 1. The coding region runs from base 65 to 1072 and encodes 335 amino acids. Gene Ontology annotation, molecular function: pyrimidine nucleotide-sugar transmembrane transporter activity. The record is from RefSeq and is a predicted model, not a curated record. The transcript is spliced from 8 exons. Gene Ontology annotation, biological process: pyrimidine nucleotide-sugar transmembrane transport. Gene Ontology annotation, cellular component: Golgi membrane. Lineage: Eukaryota; Viridiplantae; Streptophyta; Magnoliopsida; Gentianales; Rubiaceae.
GUUAGCCGAGUAAAGAGCUCAGUUUUGCAGAUCGUCUCUGCCAAACUGACGGCGAAGGACUAAAAUGAAGUGGUACGUCGUCGCUUCUCUCCUCACCGUUCUCACCAGCUCUCAGGGGAUUUUAACAACAUUGUCUCAGAGUAAUGGGAAAUACAAAUAUGACUAUGCAACUGUCCCUUUUCUUGCUGAAGUUUUCAAGCUUCUCGUGUCUAGUUUUCUUCUAUGGAGAGAGUGCCAAGGAGUGCCUCCUCCAAAAAUGACUACAGAAUGGAGAAGUGUUCGUUUGUAUCCAAUUCCGUCAAUCAUCUACCUAAUCCAUAACAAUGUACAGUUUGCAACAUUGACUUAUGUUGACACGUCCACGUAUCAAAUUAUGGGCAACUUAAAGAUUGUUACAACGGGAAUUUUGUUCAGGCUGUUUUUGAAGAAGAAGCUGUCUAAUUUGCAGUGGAUGGCAAUUGUGUUAUUGGCUGUUGGAACAACCACAAGCCAGGUGAAAGGAUGCGGAGAGGCUUCCUGUGACUCGCUCUUUUCCUUUCCAAUUCAGGGUUACAUGUUGGGCAUAUUAUCUGCUUGUCUUUCAGCUUUGGCUGGUGUUUACACAGAAUUCUUGAUGAAGAAGAACAAUGACAGCUUAUACUGGCAAAACGUCCAGUUAUAUACGUUUGGCGCGAUAUUCAACAUGGCACGUCUUGUUUUGGACGAUUUUAGAGGUGGCUUUGAGAAAGGACCAUGGUGGCAACGGCUUUUGAAUGGAUAUAGUAUCACAACAUGGUUGGUGGUGUUAAAUUUGGGGUCCACUGGGCUUUUAGUAUCAUGGUUGAUGAAGUAUGCGGACAAUAUUGUAAAGGUAUACUCCACUUCAAUGGCAAUGCUACUAACAAUGGUACUAUCUAUCUUUCUCUUCACUUUUAAGCCAACGCUACAGCUGUUUUUAGGUAUUAUCAUCUGUAUGCUGUCACUGCACAUGUAUUUUGCUCCUGCAAGCAUGCUUGUGGAUUUGCCUUUGACAGCAAAAGCAACUCCUGAAAACUUAGUUGAAGUCUCUGUAGAUCGAAGAACAGAUUCCUGAUGUAUUAUGUGCUUCGAGGCAACAUUUUUUUGGUAUGUUUAGCUUUUAGUAAAAUGCAUUGGAAAGCUGUUUUCACUUGUUCCAAGCUGUAGAUGUGCUAACACUGUGUGAAGUAUAGGACCAACACAGGAAAGUAUCAGAAAUGAGGUUAGAAAACUAUUUCUAGUUGUAUGGAAUUUGGAAUUUUGUUGGCAGAAAAGUUUUAAUUUCUUUUCCAAAUUUA